Mercurialis annua (annual mercury) is the source of this 708-nucleotide messenger RNA. RefSeq lists its product as uncharacterized. The record is from RefSeq and is a predicted model, not a curated record. Lineage: Eukaryota; Viridiplantae; Streptophyta; Magnoliopsida; Malpighiales; Euphorbiaceae. The transcript is spliced from 3 exons. Bases 49 to 708 code for a protein of 219 amino acids.
UUAGAAGGUAUUUUUCUAAUCUUUUGUUGUUAUGUUUUGUUUUGUAGGAUGUCGACUUCUCUUGAACAUUUGCUUGAUAAUUUUCAUGUCGAUAUGACUGUAGAUAUGGGCGAGGUGACUAGCGGCGUUCCUAAUCCCUCUACAACUGCUGUGCCGAAUCCGACGCCUGAUUCGGUGAAUCCGGAUCUUGAUCCUGCUUCUGGAGAUCAAGUUCCUGCUGCGACUUCCGAGUCGCCUCUGCUUCCUUCGAAGGAGUCAGGUCCUUCUCUGAAGGGGUUGCCUACCGCCGGCCAGAAGCGUCCUGCUGAGGACCAGGCUGGGGCUUCUACCAAGCGUCCCAAGAAGAAGAAAUCUUCUGGGGUGUCUUUCGAGGAGGCACCUCGGUUUGCUGCUUGGGCGGACGCGCAAAAUCCGCCUCGUCUCUCAAACGUCGCCAUUCUUCAUGCUUGCAUGGAGAAUAUUAUGAUAAAAGAGGACAUUGAGUCCAUUGAUCGCGAACAUGGCGAUAAUUUGGCUGAGUUCGCCUGUCUCGGCGGUUUUUCGGUGGUCCAGUCCAUCGCUGUUUUGGAGCGCCGCCGAAGGGAUGCGGUGGAUCAAUUGAAGAAACUCCAGAGAGAUUCCGAAUCCUGGCUCUCCGAGAAACAGAAGAUGGAGGAUGAGGCUGGCGAGGCGACUGGUAUGAUCCAGCAGCUGAAGUCUUCCAGUUAA